GUUAUGAUGUCAAAAGGGCGCCAUUUCUCUCGCUAUAUAUAUGUAUCCAAUUCGUCCAGAAUUCAAACAUUCACCCAAAGCAACAGGUGCGCGCACGGCCAUGGCGGGUAGCAACGGUGCUCUGCUGGCAUUCCGCAUCCUCCUCUGCUGCGCCCUCGCCUUCACGGUCACCGUCUUGCUCCCUCUUGCCUUAAGGACAUGCGCGUACUCUCUGUCGAAAACCAUCCUCGCCGCCACCGGACUCGACCCUCAGCUCAUCUCCUGCGCCGGCGACCCCGCCACGAAAGCCCCAUUGUCCGGAUACGGAGGCGACGCCGGGAACAAAGCCGGCAGCGGCGGCAGGCCCAUAGUCACCGACCUGCGGUGGUGCGGCGAGCCCAGCCUCCCGCCCCACGCGCUCUCGCCCUUCCACUGCUGCCCUCCGGCGCCGGUGUCCGAGCCCGCCGUCAUCAACUUCACGUUCCCCGACCCGGCCGCGCCACUCCGGACGAGGCGGCCGGCGCACGACGCCGGCGCGGCGGGCGACAUGGCCAAGCUCGCUCGCGCGGUGGCGCUGAUGAAGGCGCUGCCGGCGUCGGACCCGCGCAGCUUCUACCAGCAGGCCAACAUCCACUGCGCCUACUGCGCCGGCGCGCACCGGCAGGCGGGGCGGCCGGAGCUCCCCCUGCAGAUCCACGCCUCGUGGCUCUUCUUCCCCUUCCACCGCGCCUACCUCCACUUCUUCGAGCGCAUCGCGGCGAGGCUCCUCGGCGACCCCGGGUUCGCCGUGCCGUUCUGGAGCUGGGACGUGCCGGAGGGGAUGCGGGUGCCCCAGGAGUUCGCCGACGAGGUGUCGCCGCUCCACGAUCCCUCGCGGAACCCGAGGCACGCGCCGCCGAGGGUCGUCGACCUCGACUUCUCGUACGCGGAGAAGAAUUGCACCGACGAGCAGCAGAUCCAGCUCAACCUCCGGAUCAUGUAUAAACAGAUGGUCACCAACGCACCGCUGCCAUCCCUCUUCCACGGGCAGCCGUACCGCGCCGGCGACCGGGGGAUGCCGGGCGCCGGCACGGUGGAGCUGUGGCUGCACAACAUCGUGCACCGGUGGACCGGCGACCUGUCGCGCCCCAACCACGAGGACAUGGGCGCCUACUACUCCUCCGCGCGCGACCCCAUCUUCUACCCGCACCACGCCAACUCCGACCGCCUCUGGGAGGUCUGGCGGCGCGACGACGCCGGCGCCGGCGGCGACCGGCCGCGGCACGCGGACUUCACGGAACCCGACUGGCUCGACUCGUCCUUCCUCUUCUACGACGAGGAGGCCCGCCUCGUGCGCGUCACCGUCCGCGACAUGCUCGACAUCGGGAAGCUCCGGUACACGUACGCCGAGGUCGGCACGCCGUGGCUCGGCGCGCGGCCGCCCGUCAACCCGGACUUGAGCCGGCGAAGUCGCCAGCACCUGAAGCCCGUCCGGUUCCCGGUGUCGCUCGACGCGGCGGUGUCAGCCGCGGUGACGCGGACGCGGCCCGGGAACACGCGAAGCCGCCGUCAUGAGGUGGAGGUGCUGGUGGUGGAGGGCAUUGAGGCGCACGGCGGGGACUUCGUCAGGUUCGACGUGUACGUGAACGCCGUGGAGCACGAGAAGGUCUCGCCGGGGGCGCGGGAGAUGGCCGGCAGCUUCGUGUCCCUGAAGCAGCCCAGGAUGGAGGCGGCGGUGGGCGAGGUGGCGUCGGUGCAGACCAGCAUGAGGGUGGCGCUGGACGAGCUCCUGGAGGACCUGGGCGCCGACGGAGACGACAGCGUCACCGUGACGCUGGUGCCCGUGGCAGGGAGGGUCAGGAUCGGAGGCCUGAGGAUAGUGUACAUGGUGGAGUGAGAUGACAGCACGCACGUGGUGCACGCGUUACAUCGUCAGGCAACUGAAAAAUCCACAACUGUCAAUUUUUCA
Messenger RNA from Setaria italica (foxtail millet), 1927 nucleotides. Its product is annotated as polyphenol oxidase I, chloroplastic. Gene Ontology annotation, molecular function: catechol oxidase activity. NCBI's taxonomy places the organism in Eukaryota, Viridiplantae, Streptophyta, Magnoliopsida, Poales, Poaceae. The coding region runs from base 41 to 1855 and encodes 604 amino acids. The record is from RefSeq and is a predicted model, not a curated record. The transcript has a single exon.